Molecule: messenger RNA, 2045 nt
Organism: Cataglyphis hispanica
Lineage: Eukaryota; Metazoa; Arthropoda; Insecta; Hymenoptera; Formicidae
Product: methylglutaconyl-CoA hydratase, mitochondrial
Exons: 3
Coding region: 489-1397 (302 amino acids)
Biological process (GO): fatty acid beta-oxidation
Cellular component (GO): mitochondrion
Molecular function (GO): enoyl-CoA hydratase activity
Source: RefSeq, a predicted model, not a curated record
UUCGAAGAGCAAAUAGUCGUCGCCGCGACGUCGACGCGACAGUAUUCAGCGUGAGGGGAGAUUCGCGCUCUCACCAAGAGUCUCGCGUGAACUUUCUUCAGCUAUCCCUACCACCGCUUCCACCUCCGCUGUCACAUCGCGUCGAUGUUGUAACAGUGUAUUGUACAGAGUAAAAUCCAAGAAAAUCGUUCGAAGCGCAACGACAUAUUCUUACGAUUCGCGUUCGCGGAAAUAAAAUAAAUAUUUAUCAAAAAUUUCGCGCAUUGCAUAUACAUAUAUGAAUGCGCGCAAUAUACGCGCGCGUGUGCUUGCUGGAUGAUCCUGUUGCAUCGUAAUCCCGAAAUAGGAUCAAGGAUAACGACGUCAUAAUUUUUUUCAUAACUACGUAGUGCGUCGAGAGUCAAGAAAACCGGUCUGUUGUAUUUAAUUUCCAUUUUAAAGAAAAACACAUUAUUUACACAUUUCGUGUAAAAAAAACUUACUGCAUAAUGGUUUCGUUAGUGGCGAGCAUCAGAGUUACCAGCACUCUUCAUCAUCUUUACGCUAAUGCCGCAAGGACAUUGACUACAAGCGCGAUGCCAAGUCCCAAGGACGAGGCGAGAGAAGUGAUUGUUAAUUAUUUAGAUGGAAAAGAUAAUGGCAUCGCUGUAUUAGGGCUGAACAGACCAGCGGCCCGUAAUUCCCUCGGAAAAAUCUUGGUCUCUCAGUUGAACGAUGCGCUAGCUUCUAUCAAGCAGAACAAUAAACUGAGGGUACUCAUCAUACGCAGUUUGGUCCCGAAAGUGUUCUGCGCCGGGGCUGAUCUACGGGAAAGAUUAAAAAUGAACACGUCCGAGGUGCCGCAAUUCGUAUCCUCCCUGAGAGAUCUCAUCACCGAUGUGGAAAACCUACCGACUCCGGUGAUAUCGGCUAUUGAUGGUGUCGCACUGGGCGGAGGGCUAGAACUCGCAUUGGCAACCGAUAUCAGAGUCGCUUCUUCCGAAGCCACGAUGGGUCUCGUAGAAACAAAAUUGGCCAUAAUACCUGGUGCCGGUGGAACGCAGAGACUUCCAAGGAUAAUCGGAGUAGCCAAGGCUAAAGAAUUGAUUUAUACAGCCCGAAUUCUGGAUGGUGAGCAAGCAUGUACGAUCGGUCUCGUGAAUGAGACGGUUCCGCAAAAUAAGACUGGUGACGCCGCUUAUCAAACGGCACUCUCUAUCGCGAGAGAAAUAUUGCCCAACGGUCCUAUUAGCGUAAGAUUGGCAAAAGUGGCUAUAUCCAAAGGCAUGGAAGUAUCUUUGGAAGAUGGUCUGAAGAUCGAAAAACAAUGCUACAGCAAAAUUGUGGAUACAAAAGACAGACUCGAAGGACUUGCUGCUUUCAUAGCAAAACGUGUACCCGUUUAUCAAGGAGUAUAAAAACUUACGGCGUUAUCGUAAUAAAAGCUUAAUUUAUAUAUCAUGAAAAUAUUUUAUAACAAACAUUUACGUAUUUUACGUAUAAGCAUUUUAUAUAUAAUGCAUUUUAUAUAGAUUUUAUAAGAUUUUUUUUCACAAUAUACAUAUAUAUAUAUAUAUAUAAAACAUUAUGCUGUAUAUAAAAUUACUUAUAUGUCGGUUUUGAGAUACUUAAUGUAUUUUUAACAUUUUAUCCGAACUGCGUAAAAGUUAAAAAUUGCGAUCAAAACUUACGUAACAAAAGCUAUUUAAAAAUAAAAAGAUAAUAUCAAAAGUUUUUUAUGCAAUCUGCACAAUAAUUGCGAAUGCAGCAUUAACCUUGCAUUGUGUCUUAUGUGCAUUUACAUAUUUUAAUGAGAUAAAGGUACCUUUCAUACGUCGAUAGCAAAAAAUUCUACGUCGUUUAUGUCUUCCAAUAAAUACUUCAAAGUUUCCUUUUAUGUUAACAUUGUUAUUGUUUAACAUAUAUAUGUAUUUUCAUAUAUAUGUAUAUGUAUUUAUAUAUCGCAUAAAUGCAUUAGGAUAUUGUGAUAGUGUAUGUAUGUGUGAGAUACGUGCGCGUAGAAUCUGUCUCUCGGGAAAACAAUAAAAGAUUACUAUGUUCUUAAA